AUGCCGCCCAGCACCAAGGGCCGCCAACGUCCCGCCCCCAGCACGGCUUCCCCCACAAGCCCCUGGCUGGGCCCGCUGGACAGGGCAGAGCUGGAGGCCUGCCUGCAGGCGGACGACACAGCGCGGCGGCCACGCCUGCUGAAGCGCUGCACAUUCGAGCUGGGGGCGCAGCCGCAUCCGCCGCGAGAGAAGCUGCCGGCGAGCUGGGCCCGCAACUGCCGCGGCCCCAACAGCCAGCACGCACUGCUGGCGACCGCAGGGCUGAGCAGGCAGGAGGCUACUGGCUGCAUGGCCAGCAGACGCCGCACCAGCCGAGGCUCCAGCACAGCCCAGGGCAUGACGGCGGCGGCGCCCUCCCCAAGGGCCGGCACCGCCGACACCGUCCAGCGCGCGCAAUCGGCGCCGCCGGCAAGCGGGCCGCCAGAGUCUGUCGAUGAGGUGCCCCCUGGCAAGCUUGGUGGGAAGGCGGCAGUGGCGUUACUCAAGCGCAGCCCCUCGGCGCUUCCAGCCUGGCUGGACGAUCCGCUGCCGACGCUGUCGCUGCCGCUCCCCGGCGGCGCCGUGCGCCCCCCCAAGGCGCCAAUUGCGCCGCCGCCUGAGCGGCGCCAGGUGCAGCGGCAGGAGCUGCCGCAUGCGCCUGUCAGCACAGCCGGGGCGCAGCAGGAGCAGCAGGCACCUGCUGCUGGGGGCGUGGAGCUUGACUGGCUGCUGCCGGAUGUGGCUCAUGCCUCGGGAGCCCUCCAGUCGCCAUCAAUCAAGCUGGGAGAGCAAGAGUGGCGCCUGGUGGCGUACCCUCAGGGCCUCAACGGCCGCGGCCGCUCCCUGUCUGUCUACCUGUCUGCCGUCGGCGGCCACGCCUUCACACCCUUCUCCAGCUGGAGGCAGCGCCUGAUGUUUGUGUUGACGGUGGUCAGCGCGCGCGGAGGCAUGUCGCUGUCGCGGCUGGAGGAGCACACGUUCGACCCGCUGGAGCCGCAGUACGGCUUCACCACCCUCAUAUCCCGCUCAGAGCUGCUGGACCCCGCGGCCGGCUUCCUGCGCGACGACGGCGGCGUGCUGCUGCGCGCCAGCCUGGUGCCGAUGCCGUGCUGA
Molecule: messenger RNA, 1092 nt
Organism: Chlorella variabilis
Lineage: Eukaryota; Viridiplantae; Chlorophyta; Trebouxiophyceae; Chlorellales; Chlorellaceae
Exons: 5
Coding region: 1-1092 (363 amino acids)
Molecular function (GO): protein binding
Source: RefSeq, a predicted model, not a curated record